AUGGACAUGAGUCGCAGGCACCAGGACAGGAGCGAGUCAGACGCAGACAUCCAACGAUCCAUCGCGUGGCGCGUCCGCUCAGGCUUCUACACAUCUGACGAGAUCGUUGAAAUCGUGGCACAGCCAUUGCCCCACAACCAAGCACAGACGUCAGGUCAGCCGCAUAUAACAAUCUCCCAAGCCAGACGCGCAAUCCGUCCGCUCCUCGCGCUCGAAUGGGCUCGACAAGUCGAACGCCAACAAUCGUGGCCACGCGACCAGCCGACGAUAUGUGAUAAGAUCGACAAGGCAUUCAGCUCGCUGCAGCGGAAUCACGGGAUUUUGGCACGGAUGAACUUCACCUGCUGUGCGACAUGCGGAAUAGGGGAAAUCGCAGAGGAUCGAGACGAGGAUACAAGGGGGUAUGUUUUCUUCCAUGAGCAGGAUAUGGAAGGGGUUGCGAUGGAUGGUAGAGAGUUAAGUCUUGUCUUCGGAUCGUUUAGCAGGUCGGAGAAGAAGAAUCGCGCUGUUGGGGAAGUUAUUGUGAGGUCGUUGCGGAGGGUUGGGGUCAAGGUUGAGUGGGAGGGGGAGGCUAGCAAGAGGAUUAGGGUGGUCUGUGGGGAGUGGAGGAGGAGGGUUCCGGAGGAUGAGGAGGUCGAGGAUGUUGGUGAUGGGGAUUUUGAUUCGGAGUGCCUGUCCUCUGGGGAGAGUGAGUCGGAGAUGGAAUCCGAUGGGGUUGACGAUCUGGAGGUAAAGGAGCUGGAGCUGGAGGCAAGCAUGGAGUAG
Molecule: messenger RNA, 765 nt
Organism: Aspergillus calidoustus
Lineage: Eukaryota; Fungi; Ascomycota; Eurotiomycetes; Eurotiales; Aspergillaceae
Source: the annotation of a GenBank genome assembly